Molecule: messenger RNA, 543 nt
Organism: Prunus armeniaca (apricot)
Lineage: Eukaryota; Viridiplantae; Streptophyta; Magnoliopsida; Rosales; Rosaceae
Source: the annotation of a GenBank genome assembly
AUGGCUGCCUCAGCUUCCAUGCAAUCAAUCCUAGCAAACUCAGUGGUUUAUGGAGCUGGAAAGAGUGGAUCAGUGAGAGUGAGCCACCUGGUUCCUGCUAAAUAUGCACCAACAUCCCACAGGUACCCUCAACUGAGGGUACGUUCCAUGGCAGAGAAUGGUCAGGAAGAGCAACCAUCUACAACACCAGAGGCAUCUAAAAUUCCUCCACCACCCCCUACACCUACUCCUUCUCCUAAGCGUAGUCCUAAGGUUAGCACAAAGUUCUCCGACGUGUUUGCAUUCAGUGGGCCAGCCCCAGAGAGGAUCAACGGCAGGCUUGCAAUGGUGGGGAUAUCCGACGGUGGAGUGUCCUUGUUCCUUGCCACAAGCAUUUUGCUAUCGGUGGCAUCUGUGAUUCCUCUGUUCAAAGGGGUGAGCGUGGAGUCGAAAUCAGAUGGGAUAAUGACUUCAGAUGCUGAGCUGUGGAAUGGAAGGUUGGCCAUGUUAGGCCUGGUAGCUUUGGCCUUCACUGAGUUUGUGAAGGGAGGAACCCUAGUGUAG